Messenger RNA from Lindgomyces ingoldianus, 1342 nucleotides. RefSeq names its product palmitoyltransferase pfa4. NCBI's taxonomy places the organism in Eukaryota, Fungi, Ascomycota, Dothideomycetes, Pleosporales, Lindgomycetaceae. Bases 1 to 1299 code for a protein of 432 amino acids. The transcript has 4 exons. The record is from RefSeq and is a predicted model, not a curated record. Gene Ontology annotation, molecular function: protein-cysteine S-palmitoyltransferase activity. Gene Ontology annotation, cellular component: endoplasmic reticulum membrane.
AUGGAGGCUUCUUCUCUCGCAGUUCCAGCCGUAUAUGGCCUCAUAACUUUCCUUGCCUAUUCUUCACAAUGGUUGUUCCUAUACCUUGAACCCCAUCCGCUCUCAAAGAAGCAACUCAUCCGGUUCAACGUUCUCCUAAUCUGCCUCCUGAUCAGCUACACUCAAUCAGUCGUCGUUGAUCCAGGUCAUGUUCCAAAAGUAGCUGGUCAAGAGACUGAAGAAUCUGAUGGGAAGUUUUCUGGAAAAUUUCGACAGCGCUGGUGUCGAAAAUGCAAGGCGACGAAGCCUCCACGAUCUCAUCAUUGCAAGGAGUGCAAAAGAUGUAUACCAAAAAUGGAUCAUCAUUGCCCAUGGACUUCAAACUGCGUUUCUCACACCACUUUCCCCCACUUUCUGCGGUUUCUUUUCUAUGCUACAACAUCUAUGAUCUAUCUCGCUUCUUUCCUAUGGGCCCGCUGUAAAGUUGUAUGGGAUGACCGCGAUCUUCCGAGUUAUCUGGGACCGAAUAUAUUUCAGCUCGCGCAUUUAUUCCUGCUAUCUGUUACCAACUUUGUUACUCUCUUCGCGGUUGGUAUUCUCUUCAUUCGAAACAUAUGGUGUCUAGCCGCCAAUACCACCACCAUCGAAGGGUGGGAAAUCGAGCGACAUAAAACGCUCGUCCGCCGUGCCAGGUACUUCGGAGGCUACCUCGACGGACCUGAUGGCGUCAAGGUGAGGAUCCAAAGACAAGAAUUUCCCUACGAUAUAGGGAUCUGGAAGAACUUCAAGCAAGGGAUGGGAACCGGAAACACGCUCGCCUGGUUUUGGCCUCUUGCUACCACUCCAUCUAUUGAGUCCGGCCUGGAAUUCGAAACCAACGACCUCGAAGAACCAGGCCUUCAAUGGCCGCCCCCAGAUCCAGACCGUAUAAAUCGCAGGGUUCCUCACGGCUUCGACAGAGGUGAAGAAGCGUUCACCUACCGAAACGCGGAGUUGACUCCAAGAGAGACAAUAGCUGCGUUCCGACGACGACAGGAAGCCGAUAUUGUCCGACGGAGGAAACCCUUUGUACAGCGUGUCGAGUCUCAAGUGGCUCGGGGAGAGAGUACCGGGGUCGAGGGUGCAUUCGAUGAGUGUGAAGAUUUGCAAGGAAGCGGGGCAGGGAGCGCGAGCGGAGAGGAAAGCUGGAAGAACUCAGAAGGAGAAAGAUUACGAGAUUUUGGGGUGGACGAAGAUGUUGAAUUCUAUGACGAGGAUGACCUGCCCUUGGGUGAGCUCCUAGCUAGGAAGAGGAUGCAAGCAGAGGUAAGAGCGCAAUGAUAGAAUCUGAUACACCUUACUCAAGGCCCUCGUUCCUCUAGCC